AUGGACGAUAUUCGGGACCAGCCAGGACUUUGUUCUCGUUUCUUUUCGUCUUUAGGGGUUUAUCAAUACUACUUGGAUAGGCUCACUCCAUACACUUCUAUUCGUUGGGUUCGUUUUUUGUUCUUUAAACCUUUGGGUAUUGGCUUGUUUUUGUGGGGAUUGCUAAGGAAUUCUUAUGUAUUAGUACAAGUCUCCUUUACUGGCUCAAGAUUUCAUGAUUUAGUUAGACGGGGUUUCUGCCCGCUACUCGUAUGCUUGUUUUAUCAAGAGUAG
Meloidogyne enterolobii is the source of this 273-nucleotide messenger RNA. The record is from the annotation of a GenBank genome assembly. Lineage: Eukaryota; Metazoa; Nematoda; Chromadorea; Rhabditida; Meloidogynidae.